Otolemur garnettii (small-eared galago) is the source of this 990-nucleotide messenger RNA. It is a transcript of the gene CYSRT1, whose product is annotated as cysteine rich tail 1. Lineage: Eukaryota; Metazoa; Chordata; Mammalia; Primates; Galagidae. The coding region runs from base 227 to 781 and encodes 184 amino acids. The record is from RefSeq and is a predicted model, not a curated record. The transcript has 2 exons.
GCACCCUGCCCCACUUCCUUCCUGGAGCCAUAACCUCAGGCUCACCUCCCUGGCAAGGGCCCAGGGCAUGACCUGAAUGUGUCCAGCCUGAGUCACCAGAGGUUGGGAGCGCCCUUAGCCCAGGCCUGUGGUGCCACCUACCUGAGAAGGAAGGGUGAGCCAGCUACUAUGCUAAGUUGCUGGGGCCUCUUGAGAUCUUGAGAACCUCAUCUUUGAGUCCCACCCCAUGGCCCCACCCUUCCGAAGGAGGGAAAAGGCACUGGCAGUCUCUCAGCUCACAGGCACGGGAACCUGGAACUUAGACGGCCAAGCAGACAGGCUGCUACAUAACCACACAACCACUACAGGCUGGGCCAUGGACCCCCAUGAGAUGCUUGUCAAGAACCCAUAUGCCCACAUCAGCAUCCCCCGGGCUCACCUGCGGCCUGAGCUGGGACAACAGUUAGAGGCAGUUCCCUCCCCCACCUCUUCCUCCUUGGAGACGCAGCCUGUGCCCUUGGGACCCUGUACCCUGGAGCCAGCCCACCUCCUGCAGCCCACUGAGGUCCCAGGGUCCAAGGGCACCAAGGGGGCUAUCCCCACCCAGAGCCAGCAGGCCUGGCAGCAAUCCUGUAACCACUCUGACAGUGGGCAGCGCCCACCGGGACUGACCUAUGCUGGCCUGCCACCUGUGGGGCAAGGUGAUGACAUUGCUCACCACUGCUGCUGCUGCCCCUGCUGCCGCUGCUGUCACUGCCCCCGCUUCUGCCGCUGCCAUAGCCGCUGCUGUGUUGUCUCCUAGCCCUGCCAGGCCCAUGACCCAGCUUCUGCUCUAGCCAGGCAGUACCCAGAUGUACAGGUGGCCAUGGUCACAGGCAUCAACUUCUUCCAGCCUGAGAUGGGCACGUACUCACCAAAAAGGCUGCCGGCUCAACCAUGUCUUUGAAACAGAGCCCCAGGCACUAGCUAUGAUGGGACACCCUUGACUACCACCUUUAGGCCAGGCAAUAA